Molecule: messenger RNA, 2865 nt
Organism: Eptesicus fuscus (big brown bat)
Lineage: Eukaryota; Metazoa; Chordata; Mammalia; Chiroptera; Vespertilionidae
Gene: NECTIN4
Product: nectin cell adhesion molecule 4
Exons: 9
Coding region: 249-1778 (509 amino acids)
Biological process (GO): homophilic cell-cell adhesion; symbiont entry into host cell; heterophilic cell-cell adhesion
Cellular component (GO): adherens junction
Source: RefSeq, a predicted model, not a curated record
GCCACGGCGUGGGAAGCAGCUCUGGGGGAGCUCGGAGCUCCCAUCACGGCUCUGGGGGGGCAGCUGCCGCUGGGUGCAGAACGGGGCCAGGUCCCCUAGCGGGAGCCCCAGGAGGACGGGCAGGUGCGCCAGGGCCUGGACCUGCGGCCCCCCUGCCCCCGGGCCGGUGCCCUCUCCAGCCCCAGAGCUGGCGCCCAGGGAGAGCCGGGCGGCACCUGAGGAACGCGGGGCAGCUCUGCGUGGGACCGAUGCCCCUGGCCCGCGGAGCCGCCAUGCGGGGGCCUGAGGCCUGGCUGCCGCUGCUGCUCCUGGCGUCACUGGCAGGCCGCUGCCCGGCGGGCGAGCUGGAGACCCCGGAGCUGGUGACGGUGGUGCUGGGCCAGGACGCCAGGCUGCCCUGCCUCUACCGCGGGGGCCCCGACGAGCAGGUGGCGCAGGUGGCCUGGGCGCGCGCCGACGCGGGCGAGGGCGCCCGGGAGCUGGCGCUGCUGCACGCGCAGUACGGGCUGCACGUGGGCCCCGCCUACGAGGGGCGCGUGGAGCGGCCGCCCCCGCGAGGCCCCCUGGACGGCGCGGUGCUGCUGCGCAACGCGGUGCAGGCGGACGAGGGCGAGUACGAGUGCCGCGUGAGCACCUUCCCCGCCGGCAGCUUCCAGGCGCGGCUGCGGCUCCGCGUGCUGGUGCCUCCCCUGCCCUCACUGAAUCCUGGUCCAGCGCUGGAAGAGGGCCAGGGCCUGACACUGGCCGCCUCCUGCACAGCUGAGGGCAGCCCGGCCCCCAACGUGACCUGGGACACAGAGGUCAAGGGCACCAUGUCCAGCCGCGCCUUCGAGCACUCGCGCUCGGCGGCUGUCACUUCAGAGUUCCGCCUGGUGCCCAGCCGCAGCAUGAAUGGGCGGCCUCUCACCUGCGUGGUGUCCCACCCAGGCCUGCUCCAGGACCAGAGGAUCACCCACAUCCUGCAAGUGGCCUACCUGGCAGAGGCCUCUGUGAGGGGCCUGGAAGACCAAAAGCUGUGGCAGGUUGGCAGAGAAGGCGCCACGCUCAAGUGCCUGAGUGAGGGGCAGCCCCCACCCACCUACAACUGGACACGGCUGGACGGGCCUCUGCCGAGCGGGGUGCGUGUGGACGGGGACACCCUGGGCUUCCCCCCGCUGACGGCUGAGCACAGUGGCGUCUACGUCUGCCGUGUCAGCAAUGACCUCUCCUGGCGGGAGUCCCAGGUCACCGUGGAGGUGCUAGACCCAGAGGCAGCCUCGGGGAAGCAGGUGGACCUGGUGUCGGCCUCCGUGGUGGUGGUGGGAGUGAUCGCCGGGCUCCUGCUCUGCCUCCUGGUGGUGGUGGUGGUGCUGAUGUCACGAUACCAUCGGCGCAAGGCCCAGCAGAUGACCCAGAAGUAUGAGGAGGAGCUGACCCUGACCAGGGAGAACUCCAUCCGGAGGCUGCAUUCCCACCACUCGGACCCCAGGAGCCAGCCGGAGGAGAGUGUAGGGCUGAGAGCCGAGGGCCACCCCGAUAGUCUCAAGGACAACAGUAGCUGCUCUGUGAUGAGCGAAGGGCCGGAGGGCCGCAGCUACUCCACGCUGACCACCGUGCGGGAGAUGGAGACCCAGACGGAGCUGCUGGCGCCCCGGCCCGGCUGCGAGCGGGCAGGCGGGGAGGACAGCGACGAAGGCAUCAAGCAGGCCAUGAGCCACUUCGUGCAGGAGAACGGGACGCUGCGGGCCAAGCCCACGGGCAACGGCAUCUACAUCAACGGGCGGGGCCACCUGGUCUGACCCAGGCCACCUCCCAGCCUCCCGGCGCCUGGCUCCCUCUGCCGACCUGGGGCCUUCAGCUCAGCUCAUCCCCCUCCUGCCCCCUGACUGUUCGCCUCUUCCUCCAGCCCCGUGUCUGACACCCAGAUGGCUCCAUUGUUGGUUGAGUCCCUGCUGAGUGUGCAGGUGUGUGUGUGUGUGUGUGUGUGUGUGUGCAUGGAAGGUGCCUUUGCUGCGUGUCAUGCCAUCUGUCAGGGUUCAGUGCCCGGUGCUGCUGUGCCCAUCUCCCCAGGCAGCUGCAUGCAGUCCACCUGCAAACACAGGUGUUUUCGACAGACCCCAGAGCAGUAUUAUAAUAAUGCAGAGGCUGCAGGCUGCUGCGGGCACUUCCAGGUGUGCGGGCACAGCUGGAGCUGGGAUCUGGCUCCGGUCAGAGCGGGGCUCCCGCCCUGGAGCCGUGGGGCGAGUGUGAAGCAGCCUGGUCCCCGGGGCUCCGGCUGCCACAGGAAGCCCUCUGCCCUCUAGUGGCUGGGCCUCUUUAAGGACCAGCGCUGUGAGUCCUUGGAGAAGAGGAAGACUGGAAACAAGCUUUUCACGUACACGAAAGUGUCUCAUUCCUUGAAGUGAGGCCGUCAGCACAGACCCGCCUAGGACAACCAGGCGGCCUCGGGGAGGGAGCCUGGAGCCAGUGGGUCCGUGGGUGGGAGUGGCCGUGGCCCCGAGGCAGGGCGGUCCUCUGUCCCCUGAGCCCCUCUGCUUUCUUCGUUGUGCUCACAGUGGCCUGUGGACCUGGGGGGUGUUGGGACUCGGUGACAAGAGUUCCUGUUCAGUUGUUGGGGAGAGAGGGUGGGGGAUCGGGCUGCGAAGGGGCUGCUGGGGGCCCGACUGGCUCCUUCCCCUGGGGUCCUGGGGCCACCACCUCGGCUUUCCUGGCCCCUUUCUGCCGGGUCCGCUCACACACCACUCAGGCCUGCCGUGCGGGUUCCCGGUCACAGGAGAGACCCGCCCUGCUCCCCGGCCAGCCCAGGGCUUAGGAUCUGGGACCCUAGUGUGUACAUUCUAUGUAAAUAUGUCCAUAGUUGUACAUAAAUAAACACGAUACCUGUUC